Messenger RNA from Dromiciops gliroides (monito del monte), 456 nucleotides. RefSeq names its product myosin light polypeptide 6-like. The transcript is spliced from 3 exons. Gene Ontology annotation, molecular function: calcium ion binding; structural constituent of muscle. The coding region runs from base 1 to 456 and encodes 151 amino acids. The record is from RefSeq and is a predicted model, not a curated record. Gene Ontology annotation, cellular component: myosin II complex. Lineage: Eukaryota; Metazoa; Chordata; Mammalia; Microbiotheria; Microbiotheriidae.
AUGUGUGACUUCAUGGAGCAUCAGACUGCCAAGUUCAAGGAGGCCUUCCAGCUGUUUGACCAAACAGGAGAUGGAAAAAUCUUAUACAGUCAGUGUUGGGGCGUGAUGAGGGCCCAGGACCAGAACCCCAUCAACAUUGAGGUGCUCAAGGUCUUAGGGAAUCCCAAGAGUGAUGAGAUGAAUGUGAAGGUGCUGGACUUUGAACACUUUCUGCCAAAGCUGCAGACCAUGGCAAAGAAUAAGGACCAGGGCACAUAUGAAGACUAUGUAGAGGGGCUUCGGGUGUUUGAUAAAGAAGGGAACAGCAUAGUCAUGGGGGCUGAAAUAUGGCACGUCCUCAUCACUCUGGGUGAGAACAUGACAAAGGAAGAAGUGGAAGUGUUGGUGGCAGGGCAUGAAGACAGCAACAGUUGUAUCAACUAUGAAGAGCUAGUCCAGAUGGUUCUGAAUGGCUGA